UUGUGGAUGCGCGCGUGCCGCCGCCUCUCUGGGGCCCGUUUGGUGUUGUCCGUCAUGAGUCAGAGAAAACCCAUGGUCGCGACGAGUUUCGUAAUGAAUUUUCCCUCUCGAUAGAAUAUAAUAAAAAAAAACAUUCAAAGUUUUGUGUUUUUAUCGAGCUAAGAGCAACAAGAAUGGAUGAAAUAUCGACGACAGAGGUUCACCGGUUGUGCAGAAAACAUCCGCCGAAUAAACGAAUAUGGAUCUGAUCAUGUUCAAGCAUUGUCGUCAGUCGUAAGGAGUAUUUUUCACGGUGUUAUCCCCCUUGCAUAUUAUUCGUAUUUCUGUGAUAUCGAAAAGAUAGAAGAUUGCACGAUGGAUCCUGGAAGAAAUAGGCCGAGCAGGCCACGUCUUCGUUCACAUGGCAACUCGGCCCGUGUUCUUGUAUUUGAUCAGACUGAGAAUGAGGAUAGCAGUGGCAAUGGUGAUGGAGAAAAGAAGAGGCAAUUGCCAGAAAGACUCGAGAGCAAAGAGGCACCGGUCCGUGCUGGCGGUACCAAUGAGUUAUCCAACUUGGUUAGGAUGAGGAAUUCUAUUGGAAAGUCUGCACCGUCCUUAUCUAUGCAUAUGCGUGAAUUCAAUAUUCCUCGUCGGGCAGCCAAGGCAGCUCAACGCAAGUCGUUCAUCGCCACAACAUCACCCACAUUGCCACGAUGUCACUCACCAUUGUCAGCGUUUGUGCCCAUCGUAGGAAGCCCACUCGAGAGCCCAAGGAUGCCCUCAAGUCCUCACUUCGCUUUUGCUCCAAUAAAAAGAAUCGGAGGUGGAGCAUCCGGUACUGCUGAUGGAAGACGUUGGUCGGUAGCAAGUCUUCCUUCGAGUGGAUAUGGCACAACCCCCGGCUCCAGCAAUGUCUCAUCGCAGUGCUCGAGCCAAGAGCGACUGCAUCAGUUGCCAAACAUUCCGACUAAGGACGAGCUCAGAAUACUCUCCUGUCAUUUUUCUAAACCUGGCACUCCGUGCUCAUCGCAUCCGGGUUUUCCAGGCUCCAGUAUCUCGAGUAUACCUGGAAGUAUAUCGUUUAGUCUUGAGGAGGAGGGUCGGAGGUCACCGUUACAUCGUCCAAGGUCACGAAGUUUGAGUAGCCCAAGUCGUUCACCAGUUCUCGACAAUGAAAUUGUGAUGAUGAAUACUCUCUACAAAGAACGUUUUCCCAAAGCAACACAACAGAUGGAAGAGCGUCUGACAAAUUUCAUAAACGAAAACAAGGACAUUGAUGAGUACGAGAUUCUCUCCCACCUCGUGGGUGAUUGCCUACCAAUUGUCCGAUUCGUUCAUCAUCAAAUCAUCGAAAUGGCUCGUGAUUGUUUGCAAAAAUCCCAGGAAAAAUUGAUAACAUCGCGUUAUUUCUACGAAAUGACUGAAAGUCUUGAGCAUCUGCUGAUGGAGACCAAGGACAAGUCCCUGGAGGCAGCGACUCGACUGACAGGUCUAAUAAAGAAGCUGUUACUAAUAAUUUCACGACCUGCUCGUCUCCUCGAGUGCCUGGAGUUCGACCCCGAGGAGUUUUAUCAUCUCUUGGAGCAGGCAGAGGGCCAAGCAAAAAUAAACAGCGGCUUGAAAGCUGAUAUUCCUCAGUACAUAAUUAGUAAACUCUCUCUCAACAGAGAUCCUAUAUCAGACCUUCAAGAUGAUUUAAAUAAGUUGGAAGACUCUGCAAGUUCCACUUCCAAUAACGUCCAGAUGUCCUCCUCAAGUCCCAACAAGGAAGACGAUGGAAAAUCUCAGAAAGUGCCCUGUGAGAGUGACUACGAGGUCCUGAAACUAGUCAGCAAUGGUGCCUACGGUGCAGUCUACCUGGUCAAAGAGAAAAGCACUCGUCAACGUUUCGCCAUGAAGAAGAUUAACAAAAAUAAUCUGAUGCUGAGGAAUCAGGUGGACCAGGUGUUCGCUGAGCGUGAUAUCAUGAGUUUCACAGACAAUCCUUUUGUCGUCUCCAUGUACUGCAGCUUUGAAACCAAGAAACAUCUUUGUCUAGUCAUGGAGUACGUGGAGGGUGGUGAUUGUGCGAGUCUACUGAAGAAUAUUGGCCCACUUCCCCCAGACAUGGCUAGAUUCUACUUCGCUGAAACUGUCCUCGCGGUUGAGUAUCUGCACAGCUAUGGAAUCGUUCACAGGGAUCUCAAGCCAGACAACCUUCUGAUCACUGCCCUGGGCCACAUCAAAUUGACGGACUUUGGACUCAGCAAGAUGGGUCUAAUGUCCCUGGCUACGAAUCUCUACGAGGGUUACAUCGAUCGUGACACUCGUCAGUUCUCAGAUAAACAGGUGUUCGGGACCCCUGAGUACAUUGCCCCAGAGGUGAUCCUCAGACAGGGAUAUGGGAAACCUGUGGACUGGUGGUCCAUGGGAAUCAUUCUCUAUGAAUUCCUCAUCGGUUGUGUUCCAUUCUUCGGGGACACGCCGGAGGAGCUGUUUGCCCACACUGUUAAUGAUGAUAUUGAGUGGCCCGACGAGGAGGACUGGCCUGUGCAGAUUGAGGCAAAGGACAUCAUCACAGCUCUUCUCCAGCAGAGUCCCAGGGAACGAUUGGGCACUGGUGGGGCUCAUGAAGUCAAGGAGCAUCCUUACUUCUACGGGGUCAACUGGAAUACUCUGUUGAGGCAAAAGGCUGAGUUUGUCCCUCAAUUGACGCACGACGAGGACACCAGUUACUUCGACACGAGAAUGGACAGGUACAAUCAUGAUCUUGGGGAGGAUACUGAUGACACCGAUGACUCACCACUGUUCGGAAGUUUCUCGUCUUACUCACCGCAGUCGAGAAAAAUAUCUCAAACUAGGCCACCCAAUUUGGUGCAGGAGAGUGAGCUGGAUUCAUCGAAGAAACAAUUGUUCAAGAGUGAUACUGAGAGAAAUGCUUCCCAAUUGUCACCAAACUCAACGAAUUCGUUCUCACCACCUCUCAGGGCUCUUGAGAAGGACGGGCAGGAGAAAAGUCGAGCUUUAUUCACUGCCAAAAAUGUUACGCAUAGUGAUAAUCUUGAUAAGAGUGGAUCGGAUGUGUCUUGUAAUAGUCCAGCCUCGUUGAUGAGUGUCGAGUCGAGGGGAACUAUUAAAAAUGCUGGGGGCGAUGCGGGAAUUGUUGGAAUGAGUACGCCUGAGUCUUCACAGACUGAAUCCGAUGAUAUUAGCCCGCAGAUACAGAGGAAACGUCAUGUUCAUGCACGUGACAAGCUGCCCAGGUUCAGUAUUUCCAUUGAUGGUGAUCACACGCUGGAUUUGGCAGCAGCAAAUAGAGAAAUAGCUGACGAUAAACACAAUUCUAGUACGGACUCCUACGAGUCGUUAAAUGCAACACCAUUACCACUCCACGUUAAACAGAAGUCUCGUUCAGUCAUAAAAUCAGCAUCGACCAGUGGACUUUCGCUGGUUAUACCAACAAAUGAAUUCUCCUUCGAUCCAUCGAUGUGCCAAUCGAUAGAAUCACCAGGGGGCUCAUCGACAGCCUCUUCAAGAGAUACAUCUCCGUGUCGUGAGUUGAGUCCACUCGUUACGAGCUUAAAGCCACCGAUUAUCAUCCGAAGGGGACCCAGUGGCUUCGGGUUCACGGUUCAUACUAUCAGGGUUUAUUAUGGGGACAGUGAUUUUUAUACUAUGCAUCACUUAGUUAUGGCGGUGGAUCAAUCGAGUCCUGCAUUCGAGGCUGGUCUCAGGCCAGGUGAUUUGAUAACUCACAUAAAUGGCGAGCCAGUCCAAGGCCUUUACCACACCCAGGUGCUUCAAUUGAUGCUCAGUGGUGGUGAUCAUGUAACUCUACGCAGUACACCCCUUGAGAAUACGAGUAUCAAGACUGGUGGUCGUAAGCGUGAGCCUGCACAAAGUAGAAUGGCCAAAAGAACAUUGCACAGGCAGAGAAAGCAGAAACGCGAUCAUUCAGACAAGAAGAGAAAAACAUCACUGUUCAGGAGAAUUAGUUCGAAACGCGCAAGUGUAGAAAUGCAGCAACCAUUAAGUAUCAGUUGUCCAUUGUCAGCACCCAUUCUACCCAGCGACAGCAAACCUCCACUUAUGAUGGCAGCAGGAAUUUGUUCUCCGUCCAUGGUAACACCGAGUCGUUCAUUCCAAUCGUUCACUCGGUCGUUACCACCACAACAGGAAUCCUCGCCUUACUAUGCAAGUGGUGUUCCAAAAUCAGUCUGCACUCCGUCCCCACCGAUGACAAGCCGCCCUACCACAGACUCUUAUCACUCGACAGGCACAUCCAGUCCGUGUUCAAGUCCAAGCUCAUCGUCCCCCGGCUCAAGUACUUCUGUUGGUAACAUAAGCAAUCUCUCGAAUCAGUCGCACUAUCAGCGGCCAAGUACUCUUCACGGUCUCAAGCACAAGCUGCACACGGCUGCGAAGAAUAUACACUCGCCAAAUCGUAGGAAAUCAGUCGGCCAUAUUCCAUUGUCACCGUUGGCAAGAACUCCAAGCCCUUCACCUAUUCCGGCCAGUCCCACUAGGAGUCCAAGUCCUUUGGCUUUCCCCACGGGACAUCAACCGGGCAGCUCCAACACGACUCAGUCGUACAGUCCAGGAGUAUCUUUAUCAACUCCAGCGAGUCAAAAGAAAACAUAUGGUCGUCCAAAAUCCGCUGAGCCUGGCUCACCCCUCCUUCGUCGUGCCCUGAGCCCGGAUCGCCUUCACCCCCGCUCCGCAGAGAACAAGACUUCAAUCUCACCCCUGGCGAACAGCGUAGUCCGCGUAACGCCACGGGUCACAAUCGCCCAGACAUCUCAUCCAGAAUCAUCCGAGGAAAUCCCCCCAGAGACUGCUUCCAAAGAUCCUCACGAGUCUAAAUCUGACAGUAAAAAAUCAAUAGAGCAGAAGCCAACCGAAUACUCAAAAAUGUCACACGGUAUUUCAAUAAGCAUCCCGAGUGUGGGACACUCCAACUCCUGUGGCCCCACUCAACUACCCAGGAUUGCUGAGGAGAAGGACUCUCCCACAGGAGCAAAGGGCGAAGACUACCCAAAGGACACCGAGAAAACUCUCCGCCCUCCAGUUGAAGAAUCAAAAGGGAGUUUGACUCCAGAGAGCAGUGGCUCCUCAGACUCUACAACAGUAAUCCUCAACAAAUCCCUCCCAAAAGUCACUCCUCGUCCAGAAUCCGAGGCCCAGCCCUCAAAAAUCGAUCCAAAACUGGGCACAAAGGGCAAAAUAAUGGAUCAAAGCCCAGAGACUCGAAAAAUCCUGAAACGAUACAAAGUCGACACCCCCGAGACCCCAACAUUCUCCAAAGUUGAGAGAUCCACAUCACUCGACGACAAGAAGAAUAAAUAGUGUUUACAGCGUAUCGUCGUUGUCUCGCGCUUCUUCAACGCUCGAAAGCAGAAAUCAUUGCCCUCUGAUGUACCGAGGAAUUAAGUUGAAGCUUCUCAAGCCCUCAUGUCUUUCUCCUCCCUCUCAUAAUUAUUUGUCCUCCUCGUUUCUCCUCAUUCAAUGUAAAUAUUUUUUAAGACAAGCGGUAUAGCUCGUCAAUUGCACAGGCUGAAAGAAAUGUAAAUAAUCAUUGGCAUUGCUAUUAAUGAGAAAACCCGAAUGAAAUUAAACAGACACUGCAUUCCAAAAGAACUAAUGGAGUUACGAGCACAUUGUCGAUUUUUUCUCAAUUUAAAAAAAACUGCAAUCACUGUUGAUAAGUUAUAUUAUUACGACUGAAUGAAGCAUCAUCGUUCGCAGUAUUUUUCACGAUCUCCUUCAACUUUUCAUCAUGACUUUUUCAUUCAUUUAUUUGUUAUUGAUGAGAGGAGAAACUUUUUGAAUUUUUAGUCGGUAGCAUGGUAGGUUCUAAAUGAUCAAGGGCAGUUAUUAGCCGAGAAUACACUUUUUAAUUCAUACUAGUUCUACAACUAUUUAUUUAACUCAUGAACAAGGAGAAAUUGAACCGAUUUGUUAGGCUACCAUUUAAUAUCAUUGGAAUUAUCUCCGAUUUCAUUGGAAUUGAAAACUCUUCUCUGCACAUUUAUUUGUUUCCUCAUAGAGGGGAGAGAGUUUGUAAAUUAUUUUGAAGAAAUAAUGAGCUCAUGUUUAAAUGUACCGACGGUCACUGAGUGACAAGACGCUUGGAAAUUGACUCAUUAUCGACGACUUGAUGAUCGUUGAUGCCCAUUAGACGUUAAGGAGAUUAUGAUAAGACGUUUGAUCUAAAAUGAGUUGAAUUAAUUGAUAAAUUAAUUGGUCUUAUUGCUCACUGUCGGUGUAAGCUUUUUCGAUCGAUCAAUUCAGAAUUAAUCGAGUAUGUACACAUCGAAAUUUUUGUGGAAAGAUAAGUGUAACACGACUGCAGAUAACUAUCUUAGUGUUUUUAACUUUAGAUGUUGAUGAUUAGGGGUUUAUUUGUAGUGACUCGGCAGGCGUUAGUAUUUUUCUUUCCUUUUCAACACGUGAUACUUGAUGUAGACUGUUUCAGUUUGGGAAUUCCUCGCAGUGUUCAGGUGCGAAUUAUAAAUUAAUAUGUGAAGAAUGUUUAGCACGAUAAGCACUAGCGUAACACGAGUAUUUUUUUUGUGGAAAAUAUAACAGGAAAUAAUUCAAAAUUUCGAAGUAUAUUUCCGGAGAUUCUGUGAUUAAUUAUCCAGUUAUAUCAGAAAUGUGCGAUUUUAGUACAAUAGCAAAGUCACAUUUUUCACUUGGAAUUUCAUGUUUCUUCCGGACAUAUUUUCAUUGAUUCUGCGUCUAAUUGCGUAAUCAUCUCAGAAAUUAGUGAUACUUGAAAAACAUAAAGUCAAGAAACUUCGUCUUUUGAAAAUUAUUUCAAAAUUACCUCAUUUCCGAAAGAAUUACACAACACAGUUUAACAAAAUUCCCCAUCUUAUAGUUAUUUUAAUGCUGAUUUUAAAUUUCUUGUGAGAAAUCUUUUUAGCACGUCUAGUUUUCUAGGAAAAAAAAUGUUGAAAUGUUGAAAAAUGGCUAAAAUGAACAAUUAAAAAAAUUUCUUAACACAUGAAUUUGGACGGAGUUUUUCUAAAAAAAAAAACUAUGAAUUAAUGGAAAUACGAUUUGUUUAGUGGAUUCGAUUUCAUCCCAAUUGGUUGAGUCAAAACGAGUGAAAAAAUCGUGAAAAAGGCUCAAUUUCAUGAUUUUUCGUGUGAAAUCAAAUGAUUGGAAGUUGGUUGCACACAUUUUGACUCGACUUGAGUUAACAUGAAGUUUGAAGAUUCCUUUCUUGCAAGGUAACCGGUUAACUGCCCUUAUGAGAAGUCACCCUUCAAUGGUGGAGAGGUUUAGUUGCUGAAAUAAAGUUGAAAAAUAAAGAGAUUAACGCACAAGAUUAACACACGUGCGUAGAUAAAUUUGAGAUUGGCAUGCAUCAAAGUGUGCGCCACCAACUUCCGAUCAAUUAAUUUUACAAGAAAAAUCACGAAAUUUGGACGUUUUCCAGGUUUUUUUCACUCACUUCGACUCACUCAAUUGCAAUGAACCCAAAUGCACUAAACCAAUUGCAUUUUCAUUAAUUCAUUCUAUUUUUUCUGGAAAAAACUACGUCCAACUCCAUUUUCUUAUAAAUUCUUGAAAUUGCCCUUUUCAGCCACUUUCAAAUAUUUUUUUUCACGAAAACUAGACGUGCUAGAAAGACUUUCCAAAAAAAAUUAAAAUCAGUAUCAAAAUAUCUAUAAAAUGAGAUCAGUCUCGCCUUUAAGGUGGGCAAUAUCCGAAUUUUGUCGAACCGUGUAAUUAACAAGAAUGCCUUAUUACUCUCAUUACGUUCUGAAACUUAACAGAAUUGAAAUUAAGAUCGAUACAUUCAUAAAAUGAAAUAAAAAUGUCUUUACGGCACUUUAUUUUUCUAUGAAUGUGUGUGUGAAAGUCGACAAGCCAUUAUCGAGGAAUUUAGAAUGUAAUGAAGAAUGUAAAAAGAACUUAUUUUUUGUAGUAUUUUCUACAAAGAAAAUGCCAAUAUUAUCGUUCAUUGUUUGAAAAAAUCAUGCGUUCUCGUGGCAUUUGUUGAUAAUUAAUGUUAAUGUUGACACGUCGAUUCCUCAAUGAAAAAGGCUUCUAUAGUUAUGCCUAUGAAUUAGGAAGUUGUUUCUUCAAACGCGUUUUUUUCUUCAUUAAAGCGUUUAUUCUUUUUUAUUUCUUUCGAUGAUUGUUUAGAAACAGCAAUCAAAAGAAUUACAAGUACAAGUGAAAUCAAAUCAAUGAGAGGUAGUGUGAAUAAUGGAAAAUAGCGCUGAUAUUAUCUUUAUGCGAGAGAAUUUCUUUGAGAUAGAGUAUCGGAAAAAUAAUGAAGAGUAAAUAGUGUCACAGGAAUUUUGGGUAUUUACGUAUAUUUGGUUCAAGCCGUUUGCAUGUUCGCGUGGUAAGAUAUACGUCAACUAAGCUUAGAACAGUAGAUAAGUAUCCAUCCGCUUGAGACUCAUCCCCAUCGCGAAAAAAAUUGAUUUUUUUUUUCUACUGCACAUAAAGCUUGAGAGAUUAAUUCAGAAGUUCAAUGGUUAAAUGCAACAAGUCAUCGCCAAUUGAUGAGAAGAUAAGCUCAAAAUAGUUAACUAUUAAUUCAAAUACGGAAUUAUUUUGAUGAUGAGUCAUUUUUGACAAAAAAGUCAAAAAUAUAUUUUUUUGGUAAAAAGUUUCUCAGCUUUUUAAAACGCUUUCUUCUAAAGUAUCUCAGUAGUGAAGCAGUAAAGCGGUUCAAUCGAUUUUGACUAUUAGCCAUUUUUCAAUGAAUACCUCGGAAUCUAACGGAGAUAACAAAAUUUUUGUAAUGACCUUUUUUGUAGCCCUUGAUUCGCUCCACAAAAAAGUUUACGAAAAUUUCGUUAUCUCUGUUGGAUCCGGAGAUAUUCCAGACUUGAGCCGUUUUACCGCUUCAAUACUGAUCUUGUUUCUGAAAUGAAUGCAAACAUGUCGAGAAGAAAACAAGAAUGCUUGAAGGAUGUCGAAUUGGACUUACUGCGUUCUACCACUUGAUUGAAGAAUUAUUCUCCACUUCUUCUUUUGAAAAAUUUAUUGCAUAGGUUGUGAUAUUCAGAUUCAGUGAAACCUUCGUUCAGACACGAUUACUUUUAUUUAUCUAUCGUCAAUGAUUUUUCUUCAUUCUCAAAAGUCAAGGCAAUUAAAAACGCAGAUUAAUGAGUGAUCUCCCUUUAUAUCUCAACUCCAUGGUUCGAUUUGCUAGCAAUUCGAAGCUCUUUAGACGUUUCGAAGUUCUCCCAUUAAUCUCCUCAAAUCAGAGGAUCAAUAUUCUCGAAAUAAUUAUUUUUCUCGUCAAUCUAUGAAAGUGGAAAUUAUUUCUCUACAUUUGAUAUAUUUUUUUGUGCUAGUUAUUAUAAAGACAGGUACAUGAAUAUUGUGAAUUAUCAGAGAAUAAUUUUAGCGAUUAAAAUGUUGAGAUGAUUAUUUAAAAAAAAUUUUUUUUCUUCGAUAUUUGAUGAAUUACUGUAUGAAAAUGAUUAUAAUGGAAUGUCACUGAGUGGAAAGCAACGUGUGAGUGAAGAGGAUAAUUAAAUCAUGAUGAGAAUGUUUUGGGUUGAUAUAUGAUGAAUAAUUUCUUCAUUUUAUAUUAUUUGAAAUAAAAAUGGUAAAAUGAAAGAAUAGAGAAAUGUCUCACCAACUUUGUACGAUACUUAAGUCACGCUAUAAAAGUCAAUGUCUGAAUGUUUGAUAGCAAAGCAAA
Molecule: messenger RNA, 9640 nt
Organism: Diachasma alloeum
Lineage: Eukaryota; Metazoa; Arthropoda; Insecta; Hymenoptera; Braconidae
Gene: dop
Product: microtubule-associated serine/threonine-protein kinase 3
Exons: 15
Coding region: 178-5304 (1708 amino acids)
Biological process (GO): intracellular signal transduction; peptidyl-serine phosphorylation
Molecular function (GO): protein binding; ATP binding; magnesium ion binding
Source: RefSeq, a predicted model, not a curated record